AUGGCCGCCCAAUCAACACUACGCUCACGGGAGGAUCCCCUCGCCACGCUAUAUCACUACUACCUCAACUUGUUUCGUUCUCGGUUUAAGCGUUCAUCGAAAACAACCAAGCUGAUCGCUACCGUUGCGCUACUGUUCUCGAUCAUAGCAACCGGAUAUGGAGGGUACAAACGACUACGGCAGAGAGCGAAGGAACGCGCCCAGGGCAGACGGUUGUUACGACGAAACUCUGGAAUUAGAGGAAAGGAUGGGUCUCGCACCAUAUACGUGCCUUACAAAGACUCUCUGACAUCCAAAGUUACUAUCCACCCAACGAAACCUACGACAUUUGAUGCGCACCGGAGGCUAUUCUUAAACCCCCCAGCUUCAGCUCGUGCUGGAGAUGGCGAACCAAACCAGAUCCCUCCACCGACAACUAAGCCGGGCCUGAACCUCGCUUUCCUUCACCAAUUUCUUAGUCUUGGGAGCAUCAUGGUCCCUAGAUGGGGUAGUAAGGAGACCGGUCUUCUCAUGGGUCAUGGCGUCUUUUUACUGCUACGAACGUACUUAUCGCUGCUAAUUGCAAGGUUAGAUGGCGAGAUCGUGAGAGAUCUCGUUGCAGGGAAAGGCCGAGCGUUCAUGUGGGGUAUUGUCAAAUGGUGUGGCAUUGGCACACUUGCUUCGUAUACGAAUGCCAUGAUAAAGUUCCUGCAGUCGAAGGUGUCCAUCGCAUUUCGAACGAGACUCACCAGGUACAUUCACGAUCUGUACCUUACCGGUGAUGACAACUAUUAUAAGUUGAUGAAUCUGGACGGUGGCAUCGGUCAGGGUGCGGACCAGUUCAUCACGCAGGAUCUCACACUCUUCUGCUCUGCAGCUGCAGCUCUGUAUUCCUCCAUGGGGAAACCACUGGUAGAUUUAUUUGUCUUUAACUAUCAACUGUACCGCUCUCUGGGGCCUCUGGCCCUUAGCGGAAUCCUCACGGGCUAUUUCAGCACUGCAAUUGUUCUGCGCAAACUGUCACCUCCGUUCGGUAAGCUCAAGGCUGUUGAGGGCAAAAAGGAAGGAGACUUCAGAGGGCUUCACUCUAGAUUACUUGCGAACGCCGAGGAGAUAUCGUUCUAUGGGGGAGCUGACAUUGAGCGAGUCUUUUUGACGAGAAGCUUCAAGGAUCUUCAGCGCUGGUUGGAGGGCAUUUACAGCCUGAAGAUUCGCUAUAAUAUGCUCGAGGAUGUUAUCUUGAAGUAUUCUUGGUCUGCCUUCGGCUAUUUGAUUACAUCUUUGCCUGUAUUUCUCCCUGCAUGGGGUGGCCUAGGUGGCGCCCUGGAGUUAGCCGAUACACCUGAAACGGUCGGAAGAGAGCGGGGCCGUAUGAAGGAGUUCAUCACGAACAAACGGCUGAUGCUGUCACUGGCAGAUGCCGGUGGCCGAAUGAUGUACAGUAUCAAGGAUAUUUCGGAACUGGCUGGUUACACCUCGCGUGUCUACACACUGAUUUCGACACUCCAUAGGGUUCAUGCAGACGCAUAUUACCCUCCACGCGGCUCCCAUGCGGAGUUGUACUCUCUAGCAGAUGCUCAGGGUACCAUCCACAAUGGCUUUGAUGGAGUGCGUCUUGAACAUGUUCCAAUCGUGGCACCAUCUCUAUAUCCUCAUGGUGGCGAUGAGCUUCUUGAGUCACUGUCAUUCGUCGUGCAUUCUGGAGAUCACCUUCUUAUCUCUGGACCGAACGGAGUUGGCAAAUCUGCUAUUGCUCGUAUAAUAGCAGGUCUAUGGCCGGUUUAUCGUGGAUUAGUCAGUCGGCCAAGGGGGUUUGGACUGGAUGGAAUCAUGUUCCUUCCCCAACGACCCUACCUCAGUGUGGGUACGCUGCGUGACCAAGUCAUCUACCCCCACACGGAGGUCGACAUGCGCGAGGGAGGUAUAUCGGACGCAAGUCUCCAAAAGAUUUUGGAUGAUGCCCACUUAGGCUACCUCCCUACCCGCGAGGGAGGAUGGGAUUCUCGGAAGGAGUGGAAGGAUGUUCUGAGUGGUGGUGAGAAGCAAAGAAUGGCUAUGGCACGUCUAUACUACCAUGAGCCCCGUUACGCCUUCCUCGAUGAAGGGACAUCUGCUGUCUCCUCGGACAAGUAUCACACGUACAACCUCACCCUUGGCCUGGGCUCCGAAGGCGAACAGUGGGAGUUUGAGCGGAUUGGCACCGCCAAGGAGAAGAUGAAUGUUGAGAAGGAGCUGCAAGAACUCCGUAAGCGGCUGGAUAAGGUUGAUGAAUGGAAACAACGCCGAGAGGAGAUCGAGAGCGAACUACGUAAGGUUUGGGUUGAGGAGGGAGAGCUGGCUCCACCACCAUAUACGGAAGAGCCGGAGACAGCUGAAAGCCAAGAGGUCGAGGAAUCUUCGAACUAA
Molecule: messenger RNA, 2385 nt
Organism: Aspergillus bombycis
Lineage: Eukaryota; Fungi; Ascomycota; Eurotiomycetes; Eurotiales; Aspergillaceae
Gene: pxa1
Product: putative peroxisomal ABC transporter (PXA1)
Exons: 2
Coding region: 1-2385 (794 amino acids)
Biological process (GO): fatty acid beta-oxidation; peroxisome organization; long-chain fatty acid import into peroxisome
Cellular component (GO): peroxisomal membrane
Molecular function (GO): ABC-type transporter activity; ATP hydrolysis activity; ATP binding
Source: RefSeq, a predicted model, not a curated record